Messenger RNA from Paramormyrops kingsleyae, 2213 nucleotides. Its product is annotated as interferon regulatory factor 4-like. The record is from RefSeq and is a predicted model, not a curated record. Gene Ontology annotation, molecular function: RNA polymerase II cis-regulatory region sequence-specific DNA binding; DNA-binding transcription factor activity, RNA polymerase II-specific; protein binding. Lineage: Eukaryota; Metazoa; Chordata; Actinopteri; Osteoglossiformes; Mormyridae. Gene Ontology annotation, cellular component: nucleus. Gene Ontology annotation, biological process: immune system process; regulation of transcription by RNA polymerase II.
UGAAAGUUUUCCACUUUACUUUUGCUUUCUCUUCUAAAAAGAUCGUAUUCUCACAACGCCAGCUGCAAAAAAAAGAAAAAAAGAAAACUUGUGCUGUUAUAACAAGACCACGAGACAUACUACCAAGGGGGAUAUUAACUGGAAAAUUUAUUUACUUGUACUUAAUGACUUAUUUUAACUUCUCGUAGAUAGGUAGUACAACUGGCGGCUUUGUAUCUCAUAUAAGAGGCGUUCAGAUGUCGUGAUCAGGGUUUUCUGUUUUAUUGCAUUUUUUUAAAAUAAUACUUUAUAUAUAAUUUAGCCGUUCUUUUUUCAGUUGAAAUGGAGAAAAACUGCAAACACAUGCGCUUGAGAGAGUGGCUGAUCGCGCAGAUAGAGAGCGAGAAAUUUUUAGGGCUGAGCUGGGAAGAUCAGGAGAAGUCAAUGUUUAGGAUACCGUGGAAACAUGCGGCAAAGCAGGACUAUAAUCAGAACGAAGACGCUGCACUAUUUAAGGCCUGGGCCGUGUACAAAGGGAAGUAUCGUGAGGGGAAGGACGUAGCUGACCCGUCUGUCUGGAAGACUCGCUUGCGAUGCGCCCUCAACAAAAGCACGGAUUUCCGUGAGGUUCCCGAGCGCAGUCAGCUAGAUAUCUCCGAGCCAUACAAGGUGUACAAGAUCCAGCCGGAGGGCACCAGGAGCACGGAGUUUCCUGAAAUCAAUGUGAUCAGUCAGCCAGACGUGUCUCCACAUCCCAUGCUGAGUUUUGGAAAAGUGGAGAACGGAGAGCAGGCAAAGAGGCAGGCGUGCAGCAUUCAGCAACAGGCUGCGUCCUGCCCGACAGACAAGGCCGCCCCCGUAAGCUACGAGGGAAACACCACGGAGGAAUUUUGCUUAAUGACGACAUGCAGAGAGACAGAUUCUAAAGGCCUCAUCUCCAUGCUGCAUGUUGCCUUCCCAGAAGCUGUCCAGAUCACAGACUUCCGCCUGCAGGUGCGGCUGUUCUAUCAGGGCCACCUGGUGCAGGACUUCAGCACCAGCACACCGGAGGGCUGCCGCAUCCUUCACGGCCUGCUCCCGACGGAGAACGAGCACAUCUAUGGGCCAAGUGCAGUGGAGCCGGUCUGCUUCCCAUCUCCCACACAGACCUGCGCCUCCCCCACAGCGGCGGGGGCCAUGACGCGCCUCCUGCCCCACCUGCAGCGCGGCGUGCUGCUCUGGAUGGCUCACGACGGCAUGUUCGCCAAGAGGUUCUGUCAGGGCCGCGUGUACUGGGACGGGCCCCUGGCCCAGUGGCGUGACCGGCCCAACAAGCUGGAGCGCGAGAGGACCUGCAAGCUGCUGGACAUGGCUCUUCUUCUGAGAGAGCUGGAUAGGUUUUUUCGGGAAGGUGGUCCUAGGCCCUCUUACAAGGUUGACUUGUGUUUUGGGGAGGAAUUCCCAGAGGCGGACAAGAGCCCUGGCCAGAAGCUCAUCACAGCCCGAGUGGAGCCGCUGUUUGCCAAGAAGCUCCUGGCCAGCGUGCAGCAGCAGAGCUCAGGGGUGGAGGUGGACCUUGGUCUACGGGAGCUUAAGAGCUGCGUGGAUGGUAGCCUGCAGUGAAGCUGCUGACAUGGCAGCUUCCCCACCUGAUGAGUGCAGGUCCUAACAGCCUCAGAAACCUCACCUACUCAUCAUCCCACGUCCCCGAUGAAAAGUUGUUCCUAAAGUAUCAACUAAUUAAUGCCGACUUCUGUCACCUAGUCAAGUAUACAUCUUAUUGCAGCGCAUAAAACCACACUAUCACAGCACUUUGAGAGUAACUGUGAUGUGGUUUUCCAGCAUCAACUGGGCACAAAUAUAUCAUAUUUCCUACUUGUUCUGUUCAAUUCAGAGCUCGAGAGUUAUAGCUAAACCCUACCUGGGUUAUAGCUCGGCUACAGUAUCUCCAUUCAGUGUACACUUCUGAGUCUGCAGGGUAGUUUUAAUGUUUGAGGAGAAGAUCAAGAAAUUAUUCAUUUUAGUGGGAAAUGCAAGAUACUGUGAAUUUAUUUUAUAAUUACAUCAAUGUAAAUAUGAAUACAUUAGUACAAAUUAUUUUUAUACAAUGUGACAAUAUAAAUGAGUGUAAUAAUUAUGAAAUUUCGGCAUUAUAUAUAUUUUACCGAGCUUUGAUCUUUCAUGCAGAUGUCUUUCAGAUUUAGGAUUGCGGAAUCGUCACUUGAAAAAAUAACUAAUAAACAUUGUUAUCAACA